Molecule: messenger RNA, 330 nt
Organism: Prunus armeniaca (apricot)
Lineage: Eukaryota; Viridiplantae; Streptophyta; Magnoliopsida; Rosales; Rosaceae
Source: the annotation of a GenBank genome assembly
AUGAUUGGAGGUCUGGAAGGCUGGCAGGAUCAGGCCUUGCACGUGUUGGGCUCGAAGCAGGGGCAUGGAGGCGUUGGACCAAGAGCUGGAGCAAGGGGGAAUUGGGCCAUCGCGCGACAUGGGCUUGCGCUAGGCAAGCUGGCCACGUGCUCCAAUUUGGGGCGGUCUGGCGCAUCACUUGGGCCUCGCAUGCGGAGCGGGCCUCGCUGGGCGCUCGAGCUGGGCUGGAGACUCGCGCUGGGCUGGAGCCCCGAGUUGGGCUGCGCGCGCUGGGCAGUUCAUGCUGGGCUGCUGCUUUUUUUUUUUUUUUUCUUCUGCUCCACUCGUUGA